GGCGGCGCCGCGGUGCGCAGGCGCAGCCGUCGGUGGGACGGGGCUCGGUGGCCUGCGAGAGAUCCUGAGACCCUGGGCGCCGCCUCCUCCCGGCUCAAGAUGGACAACAGGAAGCGCCUGGCCUUCGCCAUCAUCCAGUUCCUGCACGACCAGCUCCGGAACGGGGGGCUCUCGGCCGACGCCCAGGAGAGCCUGGAAGUUGCCAUCCAGUGCCUAGAGACCGCCUUCGGGGUGACAUUGGAGGACCACGACCUUGCGCUUCCUCAGACGCUGCCGGAGAUAUUCGAGGCCGCCGCCGCGGGCAAGGAGGUGCCACCGGACCUGAGGAGCCCUGUGCAAACCCCGCCUUCCGAGGAGGACUCGGCAGAGGCAGAGCGCCUGAAGACUGAAGGAAACGAGCAGAUGAAGGUGGAGAAUUUUGAAGCUGCUGUGCACUUCUACGGAAAAGCCAUCGAGCUCAACCCGGCCAACGCUGUCUAUUUCUGCAACAGGGCCGCGGCCUACAGCAAGCUCGGGAACUACUCGGGGGCUGUGCGGGACUGCGAGCGUGCCAUCUGCAUAGACCCGGCCUACAGCAAGGCCUACGGCAGGAUGGGUCUGGCGCUCUCCAGCCUGAACAAGCACGCGGAGGCCGUGGCCUACUACAGGAAGGCCCUGGAGCUGGACCCCGACAACGAGACGUACAAGUCCAAUCUCAAGAUCGCGGAGCUGAAGCUGCGGGAGGCGCCGAGUCCCACGGGAGGCCUGGGUAGCUUCGACCUCGCCGGCCUGCUGAACAACCCCGGCUUCAUGAGCAUGGCAUCGAACCUAAUGAACAAUCCCCAGGUUCACCAGCUCAUGUCCGGGAUGAUUUCGGGCGGGCACAACCCCUUGGCAACCCCCGGCACCAGCCCUUCGCAGAACGACCUGGCCAGCCUCAUCCAGGCGGGUCAGCAGUUCGCGCAGCAGAUGCAGCAGCAGAACCCCGAGCUGAUCGAGCAACUCCGGAGCCAGAUCCGGAGCCGGACGCCCAGCGCCAGCCAGGACGAGCAGCAAGAGUGAGCCUCGUUCUGGCACGACGGUGCCCUUCCCUGCCGACAGCCUCUCGCGAGCUGCCAUUCAUUCCCUCCCGUUGGACUGCCCUGGAGAGAAAA
Carlito syrichta (Philippine tarsier) is the source of this 1133-nucleotide messenger RNA. RefSeq names its product small glutamine rich tetratricopeptide repeat containing alpha (gene SGTA). The record is from RefSeq and is a predicted model, not a curated record. Gene Ontology annotation, molecular function: molecular adaptor activity; protein binding. NCBI's taxonomy places the organism in Eukaryota, Metazoa, Chordata, Mammalia, Primates, Tarsiidae. Gene Ontology annotation, cellular component: membrane; TRC complex. Bases 100 to 1041 code for a protein of 313 amino acids. Gene Ontology annotation, biological process: post-translational protein targeting to endoplasmic reticulum membrane. The transcript has 12 exons.